GAGUCCUAUAUAUUACACGGGGGCAUAGAGCCCCCUCUUCUUCAGUCUCUCUUCCAGUUGAUGACGUACACACCUGACAAAGUUUAUCUUCCUCAAUUUCCAGCAACUUAAACACAGCAUUGUCUAUAUAUAUACAAAAUUCAAAAAUCCAUUUCAUGAUUUAAACAAACCAUAGUGAGAUCGAGCUUCAAGAACACUCAUUCCAAACAAUCAUGACAGUCAAUAUAACCUCCAUUAAAACCUCCUCUAAUGGAAUUUGGCAAGGUGACAAUCCUCUAAACUACGCCUUCCCUCUCUUAAUCGUCCAGACCACAUUAAUCCUCCUUGUCAGCCGAAUCCUCGCCUUCCUCCUCAAGCCCCUCCGUCAACCUAAAGUUAUUGCGGAAAUCAUCGGAGGGAUUGUUCUCGGUCCAUCGGCAAUUGGAAGAAACCAACAUUACAGGCACCGGAUUUUCCCCACAUGGAGUACUCCGAUUUUAGAAAGUGUUGCAAGCAUCGGUCUCUUGUUCUUUCUCUUCCUUGUCGGUCUGGAAUUGGAUCUAACCUCGAUUCGCCGGAGCGGAAGACGAGCUUUCGCCAUCGCUGCAGCCGGAAUCACACUUCCGUUCACUUGCGGUAUAGGAGUUGCUUUCGUGCUUCGAAAAUCUGUAAAAGGAGCCGAUAAAGUCGGUUAUGUACAGUACCUAGUCUUCAUGGGAGUCGCUCUGUCCAUUACCGCCUUUCCAGUCCUCGCUCGCAUACUCGCUGAGCUCAAACUUCUCACCACUCGAGUUGGGGAAACCGCCAUGGCAGCCGCCGCAUUCAACGAUCUGGCCGCCUGGAUCCUCCUCGCCCUAGCCGUCGCACUCGCCGGCCCUCACAAGAGCCCAUUGGUGUCGGUCUACGUCCUUCUCUCCGGCGUCGCCUUCGUCGCCUUCAUGAUGGUUGUGAUCCGGCCGGCGAUGCGCUGGGUGGCUCGCCGGUGCUCGCCUGAGCACGAGGCCUACAUCACUCUGACUCUCGCCGGAGUGAUGGUUUCGGGCUUUGUGACUGAUUUUAUCGGAAUACAUUCAAUUUUUGGUGCUUUUGUGUUCGGAUUAACCAUUCCGAAAGGUGAAUUUGCGGAGAGAUUGAUCGAAAGAAUCGAAGAUUUCGUGUCGGGAUUGCUUCUUCCGCUUUAUUUUGCUUCGAGCGGGUUGAAGACCGACGUUGCUAAAAUACGCGGGGGGCAGGCUUGGGGGCUGCUGGCGCUUGUUAUCACGACGGCGUGCUCCGGGAAGAUUAUCGGAACGUUUGCGGUGGCGAUGAUGUGUAUGAUUCCAGCCAGAGAGGCGAUAACGCUCGGUGUUUUGAUGAAUACCAAAGGGCUGGUGGAGCUCAUCGUCCUCAACAUUGGCAAGGAGAAGAAGGUACUAAAUGACGAGGUCUUUGCAAUAAUGGUGCUAAUGGCAUUAUUCACCACCUUCAUCACAACUCCUACAGUUAUGGCCAUCUUCAAGCCCGCUCGCCCCGGCCAAUUACACUCCGCCAACUUCAACAACAUCAAGGAUGAACUUCGAGUCCUUGCUUGCGUCCACGGCCCUGGAAACAUCCCUUCCCUCAUCAAUGUCAUCGAAUCAACUCGAUCCACCAUCAAGUCCCGACUCAAACUCUACAUCAUGCAUCUUGUGGAGCUCACCGAGCGGUCCUCCUCGAUUGUCAUGGUCCAACGUGCCCGGAAGAAUGGUUUUCCGUUCAUCAACCGGCAAGGUGGGUGCGAGUUGCAUGACCGAGUGGCUGUCGCGUUCCAAGCUUACGGCCAACUCGGUCGAGUCAGCAUCCGACCCACAACUGCAAUAUCACCAUUGUCCUCUAUGCACGAGGACAUAUGCCACAUGGCAGAAGACAAGAGAGUGACCAUGAUCAUACUGCCUUUCCACAAACAGUGGAGGAGGAGAGAGGAUGGAGGUGACGAAGAAGAGGUGGAGAAUGUGGGCCACGGUUGGAGAGGAGUCAAUCAAAAGGUGUUGAAGAAUGCGCCAUGUUCAGUGGCGGUGCUUGUGGACCGGGGAUUCAAUGGUGGAUCCCAACGAACUCCUGGGGCCACUGCCACCGUGGCACAAAGAGUGUGCAUUGUGUUCUUUGGUGGGCCUGACGAUCGCAAGGCACUGGAACUGGGUGGAAGGAUGGCGGAGCAUCCGUCCGUUAAGGUGACCGUUGUGAGGUUCAUUGAGAAAGAUGGCUUUGAGGCUAACGGAGUUAUCUUACGUCCGUCACUAGAUAAGAGUAGAGAGAAAAGUUACACCUUCUCAACAGCCAUUAUGAACCGUGAGAAGGAAAAGGAGCUGGAUGAAGGAGCUGUGGUGGAGUUUCGGAACAAGUGGGAUGGAGUGGCGGAGUACACCGAGGUGUCGAGCAAUAUUGUCAGCGGGGUUAUGGAGAUAGGGCAAAGCGGAGACUACGACCUCAUGGUUGUAGGCAAAGGCCGGUUCCCAUCAUCCAUGGUGGCCGAAUUAGCAGACCGAGAGGCUGAGCAUGCAGAGCUAGGGCCCAUAGGGGACAUGUUGGCUUGUCCGGGCCAAGGGAUAGUGUCAUCAGUUCUGGUGAUCCAACAACAUGAUCUAGCCCACACAGAGGAAGCCCCAGUGUCAAAGAUAAUGGACCUGGAGGAUGGUCCAGUAACAACAUCCCAUGGGCCAUCAAGUCCAGUGGGAACUCAAACAGAUUGUGUGUGACCACCCAAAGAAUUUGGGUAUGUAGAUGUGUACUAUGAUCUUUGAGUUCAGUUCCCACAGAUAGGAUAAAAACUUCAAUACAAUGGUGAUACCAUAUCAUUAGUAUCACCAUCUAAUAAUUUCUUGUCUUCGAUUCUCUAUGCAUACGUGACAAGAUAGUUGUACCUGAAAAAUGGGAUUGACCCUCCACAUCAUGUAGCUUUAUUGUUUAUUGGUGAUACUACAUUAUCGGAUACUGUAACUACAAUUGUGGGUAGACAAGAUUUAUAAGAUAUGCUGAAAAUCUUAUACGCCAAUAUAUUUUUGAUGUUCAA
Molecule: messenger RNA, 3007 nt
Organism: Camellia sinensis
Lineage: Eukaryota; Viridiplantae; Streptophyta; Magnoliopsida; Ericales; Theaceae
Gene: CHX20
Product: cation/H+ exchanger 20
Biological process (GO): proton transmembrane transport; regulation of pH
Cellular component (GO): endomembrane system; membrane
Molecular function (GO): antiporter activity
Source: RefSeq, a predicted model, not a curated record